This is a messenger RNA of Aspergillus alliaceus, 1468 nucleotides long. RefSeq names its product NAD(P)-dependent oxidoreductase. The transcript is spliced from 2 exons. Gene Ontology annotation, molecular function: NADP binding; oxidoreductase activity, acting on the CH-OH group of donors, NAD or NADP as acceptor; NAD binding. Lineage: Eukaryota; Fungi; Ascomycota; Eurotiomycetes; Eurotiales; Aspergillaceae. The coding region runs from base 58 to 987 and encodes 309 amino acids. The record is from RefSeq and is a predicted model, not a curated record.
AUUUCUACAACCCUUACUUCCUCCUUGAGAACACGGUAGGAAUCCCAUCUCAACACAAUGUCUUCAGAAAGAGUAGCAUGGCUUGGCCUGGGUAACAUCGGCCGGGGUAUGAGCCGCAACAUCGCCCUGAAAGGCCCCCAAUCCUCCCCUAUAACCCUCUACAACCGCACAACAUCCAAAGCCACCGCAUUCGCAGAUUCAAUUGGCUCCAACAAGGCCACCGUUGCAACCACCAUCCCUGAAGCCGUGCAUCAAGCCACGAUCGCCUUCAUCUGCGUCGGUGAUGACCAAGCCCUCGACCAAAUCAUCAACACCAUCACCGCCAAUCCAUCUCUUGACCUAACCUCCAAGAUCGUCGUCGACUGCUCCACCGUCCACCCAGACACCUCCCGCCGCGCCCACGCCACCCUCCUCGAACGCGGCGCAACCUUCGUCGCAUGCCCCGUCUUUGGCGCCCCCAACAUGGCCGACGCAGGCCAAAUGAUCGUCGUCCCCGCCGGACAGCAAGAGGCGAUUGACCGCCUCAAACCCUUCUUUGAGGGCGUCACGGCAAAAGCUAUUCUCCCCUUGCCCGGCGACGAUGUCGGCCGUGCCUCCCAGCUCAAGAUCUUGGGUAACAUCUUCAUCCUUAACACCGUUGAGACCCUCGCGGAGGGUCUCGUACUCGCGGAGAAAUGCGGUCUCGGCGCCGACAAUUACCAAAAGUGGAUCCAUACGUGGCUUCCUGGACCGUUUGCGAAAUACACGGAUCGGAUGGUUGAGGGCGACUACUAUAAGCGUGAUGAGCCGUUAUUUGCAGUUGAUCUGGCUAGGAAAGAUCUGGGACAUGCUAGUAGCAUUGCUCAGGGGGCGGGGGUGCGGUUGAGGAGUGUGGAGGUUACUGAUGCAUAUUUGCAGGAGGUGAAGAAGGAGAAGGGUGUGAAGGGGGAUAUUGCAGGUGUAUAUGGGGCGAUUCGCAAGGAGUCUGGGUUAGACUAUGAGAAUUAGAGUGCAUGUGCUUGUAUAGUUAAUUGAUUCACGAAUCCCGGUUUAACCUAGUAUUGAAUGCCAUGGGUUCUUGUUCCAGCGCCUUACGGUAUAUGUAUGAUCACUAUAGGCCUUCAGCCCUGGUAAGAAUGAAUACGGUACGAAGUACGGAUCAAUCAGUUGCAAAAAAUGGUAGUCAAGGGAGAAAUCCGGGAUUGGGUUGGAUUUCUUUUCUGUCCAUAUCCCCACCUAUAGCUAUCCAAACCGAUAUUAUUAGACGACACCAAUUAGGGUAACUAGUCAUAAAGGGAAGUUCGCGUUCGUAUCAUGAAUCCAUUUAUCACCGGUAUGGGUAUAAUAGCCCUAAUUGCUGACCCACCUAAUUAAUGAUCUGCAACAACUACCACGGUCAGACCGAACUUCUAGAAUGCCGGCAGUGGACAAAAUCAUUCCUGUGGGCGUCUUCGGGAGUCACUAGCACUUCGUGACUCAAACAUAAUAG